UGAGGAGCCAAGCAGCCCCCUCCACAAACCAGCGGCCAGAAGGAACUGUGUAACACGGAAAGGGGCACCUCCGAGACAAGAAGAGGUGGAUUCCAUUGAUUCGCAAAGCAUUCUCGGACAUGCUCAAAGUGAGCGAGGAGACCAGCAGGAAAGGCUGGGAGAGCGCAGAAAGAAGUAGCAGCAGCAGCAGCAGCAGCAGGAAGACAAAGAAGAAGGGGCUGGGCGGGGAAGCCGCUGAGCUACCACCUGCUGUGACAAACUGUUUCCAGGAGGAAAUCAAGAUCGACUGACAUCCUGUUGGAAUCUCUCUCUUCACUCUUCCAACUGUUCCUGAUUCCCAGCGGAUUGUGCACUUUUGUGGAAAGGGAAAUGACAGCAGCACAGCUGACUCAGGGCUGUGUGACUUUUGAGGAUGUGGCCAUCUAUUUCACAGAGGGGCAGUGGGCUCUGCUGGAUCCCAAGCAAAGAGCUCUAUACCUGGAAGUCAUGCAGGAGAAUUAUGACAAUGUGGCCUCCUUAGGUAAAGGAUAUCCACUUUGCAAAUCUGACUUGAUCUCCCUCCUUGAGGAAGGGGAAGAGCCAUGGAUCCCAAAUCAGCAGGCUCUGGGAGUAAAGAAAGCACCAUCAAACCACAGCUCUGAAUUUCCUGAUCUGAUAAUAAAGCUGGAGCAAGCAGAGACACCUUCAAUAUGGAUUCACUACGGCUUUGGCAAAACCAAUGCAUUUUCAGCUAAUGGGCGUGUAAAGGAGGAGGAAACCUUUCAGCUAGAAAGCACUGCCCACAUGGAAACAAGUGCAACAUCAUUAACCGCAGUCAAAGAUAAUUUGUCUCACCAAAAGGGCAUAGCAGCAGAGAGGCAGCAAGGGAUUAAUCCCAGGAAGAAAGUGGGCAAGAAUGAAUUUUGUGGGAAAUGGAUCAGGGGAAUAAAUGAAACCAAAGGACAAAGGAUAAUCCAUGCGGCUGCAAAAACACAGACAUGGGGCUCUAAUAUUCGAAGGCAUAAGAAGAAUCAUAUUGGAGAGAAAAGAUACAAAUGCUUUGUCUGUGUGAAAAGCUUCAAUAGAAGAUCAAACCUCAUUACACAUGAGAGAACCCAUACUGGAGAGAAACCCUAUCCAUGCUCUGUCUGUGGGAGGAGUUUCAAUCGUAACCCAAACCUAACAAGGCAUAUGAGAAUCCACACUGGAGAGAAGGCAUACACAUGCUCAGUCUGUGACAAACGUUUCCAUGACAGAUCAAACCACAUGAGACAUGAAAACACCCAUACAGGAGAAAAACCAUAUAAAUGCACAGUCUGUGGGAAAAGCUUCAGCUGCAAUGCUUACCGUAUUCUACACAGGAGGAUCCACACAGGGGAAAAACCCUAUCGGUGUUCCUUCUGUACGAAAAGCUUCAAUCAGAAGCCCAACCUCAUGAUGCACAUGAGAACCCACACAGGAGAAAAACCAUUCACAUGUUCAGCCUGUAGUAAAAAUUUCAGUUGUAAGGCACGGCUUAUUAAACAUGAGCAAAUCCACACGGGAGAGAGGAUGCACACAGAAGAGAAGCCAUACGCAUGCUCAGUCUGUGGAAGAUGCUUCCAUCAGAAGUCAAACCUUAUAAGUCAUGAAGGAAUCCAUACAGGAGAGAAACCAUAUGCAUGCACACUCUGUGGCAAACACUUCAGUCGCAAAGCCACUCUGAUUAGACAUGGGAGAAUCCAUACAGGAGAAAAAGCAUACAUGUGCUCGGUCUGUGGGAAAAGCUUUCAUGAUAGAUCAAACCACGAGAGACACAAAAAAACUCACACAGGAGAAAGACCAUACAAAUGCUCCAUCUGUGGCAAAAGCUUCAGUUUUAAAGAAUACGUGACUAAACAUGAGAGAAUCCACACUGGAGAGAAACCUUAUCAGUGCUCAGUGUGUAGGAAAAAAUUUAACCAGAGACCAAAUCUCAUUAGUCAUGAAAGAAUGCACAGGGAAGAAAAACCCUAUCCAUGUUCAGUGUGUGGGAAAAGUUUUGGUUAUAAAUCCCGCCUUAUUAAACAUGAGAAAAUUCAUACAGGCGAGAGAACCCAAAUGGGAGAGAAACCGCAUAGAUGCUCAAUCUGUGGGAACAGAUUCACUGAAAAAUCAAACCUUAUUGCGCAUGUGAGAAUCCACACAGAAGAAAAGCCCUACACAUGCUCCGCCUGUGGGAAAAGUUUCAACCAAAGAUCCAACCUUAUCACACAUGAGAGAACUCAUACAGGGGAAAAACCUUACACCUGCUCAGCAUGUAGGAAAAGUUUCAGCCGCAAAGCUAGCCUGAUCAGACAUGAGAGAAUCCAUACAGGAGAGAAGCCAUACAUGUGCCCAGUGUGUGGGAAAAGCUUCCGGGCUAAGACAAACCAGAUUCGACACGAGCGAAUUCACACGUGAUAUGGCCUGCUAGAGUAAAAAGGAGCUCAAAUUGCUGUGAACAUACUUUGAGAUAGUUUUUAAUUUAUAUGUGACUGUAGCAUAGCAGCAAAUAGAAAGCUGUUAUGUUAUUUGGCUGAGUAUUCCAGCACUGCCACUGCCUCCUCUUGGGGAAUAAAUAAACCAUAUAUGCAGUGUUCUCUCAUUUCAAGCAAAUGGCUGUAGGGUACUUUCUUUUCAUGUAGGAGGCAGUGGUGGCAGCAGCGGCAGCAACAGAAACAGAAUCAUGGAAUUGGAAGAGCUGGAAGGGAUCUUGGAGAUCAUCUAGUUCAACCCCUUGCUCAGUGAAAGAAUCUGUUGCAGCAUUCCUGACAGAUGGGCAUCCAGCCUCCGUUUAGAAUACGAAUACGACAAAUAUUUAUAUACCGCUUUCAACAAAAGUUCCCAAAGCAGUUUGCAUAGACAUAAAUACAAAAAUAAAAUGGCUCCCUGUCCCCAAAGGGCUCACAAUCUAAAAAAGGAAAUUAAGAUAGACACCAGCAAUAGCCACUGGAAGGAUGCUGUGCUGGGGAUGGAUAGGGCCAGUUGCGCUCCCCCUGCUCAAUAAAGAGAAUCACCACUUUUAAAAGAUGCCUCUUUGCUCAGUUAGCAGGGGAUAAAAGCCUCCAUGAAGAAGGUUCCAUCACUGCAGGAAGCAAAUUGUAUCACUGCUGAAGAGCUCUUCCUGUUGAAUCUGCUUCCUUGUGAUUGGCACCAACAGGCUGAAAUUACAUGGAAGCAGAUUGAGGCUGGACACAACGAAGAGUUUCUUAGUGGUCAGAGUUGUUCAGCUGUGGAACCGUCUGCCUCGUAGUGGUAGCCUGAGUCUACAAUUUUGAGUCUACGGAAGCAGAGUCUACAAUUUUGGAAACGGUUGUUAAAGCAUUUGUUAUUUUUAA
Messenger RNA from Hemicordylus capensis (graceful crag lizard), 3317 nucleotides. RefSeq names its product zinc finger protein 84-like. The record is from RefSeq and is a predicted model, not a curated record. The transcript has 6 exons. Gene Ontology annotation, molecular function: DNA-binding transcription factor activity, RNA polymerase II-specific; RNA polymerase II cis-regulatory region sequence-specific DNA binding. Gene Ontology annotation, biological process: regulation of transcription by RNA polymerase II. NCBI's taxonomy places the organism in Eukaryota, Metazoa, Chordata, Lepidosauria, Squamata, Cordylidae. The coding region runs from base 370 to 2400 and encodes 676 amino acids.